Rangifer tarandus platyrhynchus (Svalbard reindeer) is the source of this 480-nucleotide messenger RNA. The record is from the annotation of a GenBank genome assembly. NCBI's taxonomy places the organism in Eukaryota, Metazoa, Chordata, Mammalia, Artiodactyla, Cervidae.
AUGGAGGCUGCCUCACCAAGGUGGGGUGCUGGCAGAACCAGACCGCUGGGAAAUUCCGAACUUGAACGAGCCCCUUCUGCCACCUUUGGACGCAUGCCAUAUAACCUUGGCUGGCAGAGUCAUCCCAGUCUGAUGGCUCUGGAAGGGAUGUCAGGACCAGGGGGCAGUCCCUGUGAGCAGACUCUGAGUCACCCAGUUCACCCUACCAGGGCGGCAGUCCCAAAUGAGUCAGGCCUACAGUUUUGGACCACCACUCUCAUCACUGAAAAGGCAGAGAAGGGGUUUGGGGAAAGGGGUGCUCCCCUGGCUAUGGCACUGUCUUUGGAAUCGACUUCUGAGCUAGGAAGAUCCCACCCAGUCUCCACUCACAGGCACAAGGUCUUUGCGACACUUCCUAGGGGAGUGUCCCAGGUGGAAGGGGAGCCACUUCCACCUGGCUUGGUGGAACAUUUUCCUAAUUCAUGUAUAAACCUCUACUGA